AUGGCCGACAAGGACGAGAAAACCAACAUCACGGCACCCGACCCACUAGCCGCUGCCGUUGAGCCCAUUCCACCCAAGGAACCUGAAGAGGAUGCCGCCUUCGUCAUCGACAUCGACAGGACCGACGAGAAGAAUGAGGAUUCCGAUGUUGAUGAGAAAAGGGGAAGGCCGGAGUUGAAGUCGACCAAAAGCCAUGCCACCGACACCAGUGUCGCCACAACAACAGCAAAUCGUCAACCACAGAGCAAACCAUGGUACAAGACACCGAAUCCACUGAGAUGGGGGGGCAUUCCCCCAGUACCCGAAGAGAGGAUCGUCUCAAGAGAACAUAAAGCUGGGUUCUUCAGCCAGCUAACCUUCCAAUGGAUGGCGCCUCUCAUGAGUACUGGGUACAAGCGACAGCUUGAACCCAACGACAUCUGGGAAGUCAACCCAGACAGAGCCGCCGAUGUCAUGACUGCAAAGAUGAAAGCUUCCUUCCAAAAACGCGUCGACAGAGGAGACAAACACCCUCUUCUCUGGGCUUUGCAUGAGACAUAUUAUUUCGAGUUCUGGCUCGGAGGUUUUCUCCAGCUCAUGUCUACCAUUUUUCAGGUCAUGUCUCCCUUCACGCUUCGUUAUCUCAUCCAGUUCGCCAACGAUGCUUGGGAUGCUUCCCAGCAGGGACAACCACCACCCGCCAUUGGCAAAGGUGUUGGCCUGGUUCUUGGAGUUACCUUCAUGCAGAUUUUCCAAAGUUUGGGGACCAACCAUUUCAUCUAUCGCGGCAUGAUGAUCGGUGGCCAGUCGAGAGGCGUUCUUAUCAGUAUGAUCUUCGAAAAGUCCAUGUCACUUUCUGGUCGUGCUAAGGCCGGCGGUCUCAAGGAUGCGACCAAGGGCCCACAAGCAGAUGAGAAGGGGAAGAAGACGAAGGAAAAGAAGGGCAAGAAGGGAGAUGCCAAGGGCCCUGGAAUCUCUGGAGACGGCACUGGCUGGGGCAACGGACGAAUUGUCAACCUGAUGAGCGUUGACACAUAUCGCAUCGACCAAGCCUGCGCCCUGUUCCACCUCACCUGGACAGGGCCCAUUUCCUGCGUUAUCACACUUGUCGUCCUACUCAUCAACCUGAGCUACAGCGCGCUCGCUGGAUUUGCGCUUCUCGUUGCUGGAAUCCCGCUGCUAACAAGAGCCAUCAGAAGCUUGUUCAAGCGAAGGAAAGCUAUCAACAAGGUUACCGAUCAGCGAGUCGGCUUGACGCAGGAAAUUCUGCAGUCCGUUCGCUUUGUGAAGUACUUUGGAUGGGAGAGCGCCUUCCUUGAACGUCUCAAGGAGAUUCGAAAUCGCGAAAUUCACGCCAUCCAGAUCCUGUUGGCUAUUCGAAACGGCAUCAACGCUGUCAGUCUGUCAUUGCCGAUCUUUGCGUCUAUGCUCUCCUUCAUCACAUACGCAAAGACCAAUAACGCACUCAACCCGGCCGAAAUCUUUUCAUCUCUCGCCCUGUUCAACGGUCUCCGUCUGCCGCUCAACUUGCUUCCGCUGGUCCUUGGCCAGGUGGUUGACGCUUGGUCAUCGUUGAAACGUAUCCAGGAGUUCAUGCUCGCCGAGGAACAGGAGGAGGAUGUGGUCUACAAACCAGACGGCGACAAUGCGCUGGAGAUGCACCACAGCAGCUUUACCUGGGAACGAACCCCGACGCAAGAAUCGGAGAAGACGGUGGCCGGCAGGGCGGGCAAGAAGGGACCUGCGCAAUCCGUACCGCCCAAGGAUGCUUCGAAAACAGAGCCCGCAACCUCGUCAGGCGACAGCACCGGAGACGGCGCGAGUACCCUCGUCGAAGAAGAGCGGGAACCCUUCAAAUUGCAAGACCUCAGCUUUGAGAUCAAGAGAGACGAGCUCGUGGCGGUCAUUGGCUCUGUCGGAAGCGGUAAGACCUCGCUGCUCGCUGCGCUGGCAGGCGAUAUGAGGAAAACUUCGGGUGAAGUUGUCCUUGGAGCUUCUCGAGCGUUCUGCCCCCAAUACGCAUGGAUUCAAAAUGCCACGGUACGAGACAACAUUCUUUUCGGCAAAGACAUGGACAAGGCCUGGUACCAGGAAGUAAUCAAUGCCUGUGCGCUUCGGCCCGAUCUCGCCAUGCUACCCAACGGCGACCUGACUGAAAUCGGUGAAAGGGGCAUCACCAUCUCCGGCGGUCAGAAACAACGUCUCAACAUCGCUCGAGCCAUCUACUUCGACUCCGAUAUCGUGCUCAUGGACGACCCAUUGAGCGCCGUCGACGCCCACGUUGGACGCCACAUCUUCGACAACGCCAUCCUCGGUCUCCUGAAGGGCAAAUGCAGAAUUCUUGCAACUCACCAGCUUUGGGUUCUCAACCGGUGCGACAGGGUCAUCUGGAUGGAAGGUGGCAAGAUCCAAGCCAUUGACACUUUUGACAACCUGAUGAGAGAGCACAAGGGCUUCCAGCAAUUGUUGGAGACGACCGCCGUGGAAGAAAAGAAGGAUGAUACUCCCCCGACCAACUUGAACGAGGCACCCGAGGGGGAUAAGAAGAAGAACAAGAAGGGCGCCGCCCUCAUGCAACAAGAGGAGAGAGCCGUAGCCAGUGUUGGUUGGAACGUGUACAGCGACUACAUCCGCGCUUCCGGCAGCAUUCUCAACGCGCCAUUCCUCAUCUUUUUGCUUCUCCUUUCCCAGGGAGCCAAUCUGAUGACGAGUCUAUGGUUGUCGUACUGGACGAGCAGGAAGUACCCUCUAUCGGACGCCCAGUACAUCGGUGUAUACGCCGGUCUCGGUGCUCUCCAGGCGCUGCUCAUGUUUGUCUUCUCCUUGCUCUUGUCGAUUCUGGGUACCAAAUCCAGUAAGGUGAUGCUGCGUCAGGCUGUGACUCGGGUCCUCCGCGCGCCGAUGUCUUUCUUCGACACCACCCCGCUUGGCCGUAUUACCAACCGAUUUUCGAGAGACGUCGAUGUGAUGGACAACAACCUAACGGACGCCAUGAGGAUGUACUUCUUCACCCUGGCCAUGAUCAUCUCCGUCUUUGCUCUCAUUAUCGCCUUCUUCCAUUACUUCGCCAUCGCACUCGGACCGCUACUCGUCUUCUUCAUCCUCGCCUCCUCAUACUACCGCGCGUCAGCUCGCGAGGUCAAGCGUUUUGAGUCAGUGCUCCGGUCAACCGUGUUCGCCAAGUUCGGCGAGGGCUUGAGUGGUGUCGCUAGCAUUCGAGCCUAUGACCUCAAGUCACACUUCAUCGCCGACCUUCGUAAAUCCAUUGACGAGAUGAACGCCGCGUAUUAUCUGACCUUCUCAAAUCAGCGUUGGCUUUCGGUGCGCCUCGAUCUCAUUGGCAACCUCCUGGUCUUCACUACCGGCAUCCUCGUUGUGACGUCCAGGUUCAGCGUGCCGCCUAGCAUUGGCGGUUUGGUCCUCAGUUACAUCCUGGGUAUCGUGCAGAUGAUCCAGUUCACAGUGCGCCAGCUUGCCGAGGUCGAGAACGGCAUGAACGCGGUGGAACGCAUCCAGUACUACGGCACCCAGCUCGAGGAGGAGGCACCGUUACACACGAUCGAGGUACGCCCGUCCUGGCCGGAGAAGGGCGAGAUCAUCUUCGACAACGUCGAGAUGCGCUACCGCGCCAACCUCCCUCUCGUCUUGUCGGGUCUCUCGAUCCACGUCCGCGGCGGUGAACGUAUAGGCAUCGUGGGCCGCACGGGUGCCGGCAAGUCGUCCAUCAUGUCGACGCUGUUCCGCCUCGUCGAGCUCUCGGGCGGCCACAUCACAAUCGACGGCGUCGACAUCUCCACCAUCGGCCUCCACGACCUCCGCUCCCGCCUCGCCAUCAUCCCCCAGGACCCCACCCUCUUCCGCGGCACCGUCCGCUCCAACCUCGACCCCUUCAAUGAGCACACCGACCUCGAGCUUUGGUCCGCCCUUCGUCAGGCCGAUCUCGUCCCCUCCGACGCCCAGCUCUCGGACCCCCGCACCAAGGACUCCUCCGGCAUCCACCUCGACUCCGUCGUCGAGGAGGAUGGCCUCAACUUUUCCCUCGGCCAGCGCCAGCUCAUGGCCCUCGCCCGCGCCCUCGUCCGCGGCAGCCGCAUCAUCGUCUGCGACGAGGCCACCUCCUCCGUCGACAUGGAGACGGACGACAAGAUCCAGAACACCAUCGCCACCGGCUUCCGCGGCAGGACUCUCCUCUGCAUCGCCCAUCGCCUGCGCACCAUCAUCGGCUACGACCGCAUCUGCGUCAUGGACGCCGGCCGCAUCGCAGAGCUCGACACCCCGCUUGCUCUGUGGCAGCGCGAGGGCGGCAUCUUCAGGGGCAUGUGCGACCGCAGCGGCAUCCGCCUCGAGGACAUCCGCGGCGCGAGCGAGGAGAUGGGCUUGAAGGACCAGGUCGGCGAGUCUAGCCGGCAAGCCUAA
Molecule: messenger RNA, 4395 nt
Organism: Colletotrichum karsti
Lineage: Eukaryota; Fungi; Ascomycota; Sordariomycetes; Glomerellales; Glomerellaceae
Product: ABC transporter family protein
Exons: 3
Coding region: 1-4395 (1464 amino acids)
Biological process (GO): transmembrane transport
Cellular component (GO): membrane
Molecular function (GO): ATP binding; ABC-type transporter activity; ATP hydrolysis activity
Source: RefSeq, a predicted model, not a curated record